CCAUAAGUUUUUCAUUCCUUCAUUUUUUGCACCUUACUUACUAACGCUUCUCAGAUGGGCCGUUGUUUGAGCCAGAGGCCCAUAUGCAGAAAUGGCGGGAGAGCCCCAAAACGACCUGCCGUUUCGAUGAGUCGGUCGGCGCCAUUUCUGUUCACCUUCAGGUCGACUGUUCACAGAAUCAAUUUUUCCCACCGAAAUUUCGAAUGGAGAUUGAAGGUGAAGACGGCUCGAGAAUCGAAAUUCGUUCCAAUACUGAGGCCGUGUUGGGCAGGGGAUCCGGCUUCCGCACCGCCGACCGCACUGUGUCCCGCCGGCAAGUGCUGUUGAGGGCUGACGAGGCCGAAACUCAGCCCCUUAGGGUUUCGUUCGAGGUUCUGGGGAAGAACCCGGUGUGGGUUCGGAGCGGGGGAGGGGGGGAGGUGAGGGCCUACAGGAGGUCAGAGAAGGGUGAGGUGGCGGCGGGGGACUGGCUCUGUGUCUCCGGUAAACAGCCCGUUUGGUUCGCUGUGAAGGGAAUUGACGGGGGGAGGGACUCGGGGAGCGAGAGCCAAGUCGAAGCAGAGAGUGCCCGUGUGCCAGAGACCGAUGUCGACCCGGUUAAAGAGUUCUGUUUUCUUGUUAUUGGGCACGAGUUUGAUCAAUACCCUAAGCAAAUGAGGCGCGACGUAAAGGACUGGAAUUGGUUCCUUGAAGAACCUAGCAAAGACAGUAGCGAAGACGAAGAUGAAGACGAGUAUGACAAGAAAUCGAAACCGAGGAAGAGGAAGAAGAGGAAAGAGGUUAGAGGUCACAAUGAGGAUGAAGAUUGGACCAGUGAGAGCGAGGAGGAGGGGGAAGAUUUGAUGGGACCCGUGAAGGUUCAGAAACAGAAGUACUUUACAAGAUCAAAAGACCAUAAGAGAACGAAAGGCUGUGAUGACAAGUCCUUACAUAAGAAGAGAGCUUCUGGUUCGAGAGAUGAAGGUGACGCAGAGGACGAUGAAGAGGAAGAAGACGACGAAACACUAGGUGGGUUCAUCGUGAAUGAUGAUAAUGUUGUACCAGAAGAAGAUGAUGAGAGUGAUGAAGGAGAGGAAGAGGAAGAGUUUAUUGAGGACGAUGAGGAGGACUAGACUUACAUAAUCUGAUCUGAUCUGAUCAGGGAAACCAACCAAGCCUGACUUUUGAUUAAACUAAUUCAAUAGUAAGAAUUCAUAUUCCUACGCAGAGAGGAUAAUUUAAUGAUUUAUAUUAAAUUUAUA
Molecule: messenger RNA, 1241 nt
Organism: Punica granatum (pomegranate)
Lineage: Eukaryota; Viridiplantae; Streptophyta; Magnoliopsida; Myrtales; Lythraceae
Source: RefSeq, a predicted model, not a curated record